Messenger RNA from Sturnus vulgaris (Common starling), 5179 nucleotides. The record is from RefSeq and is a predicted model, not a curated record. Lineage: Eukaryota; Metazoa; Chordata; Aves; Passeriformes; Sturnidae.
CCUAUGGGAUCCUGCAUGGGAUGUUCCAUCUCCUACAUCCUCUGUCUGAGAUGCUGCUGACCUGGUAUGUGCUGGAGACUGGAGCUGAUUCACAGCUUGAGAAAGUCUGGCACGUGUAGGUCUGUUGGACCCAGCCCUGUGGUGAUGUGAGCUGCUGUGAUGGUGCUACAGAGCAGCCUCCGGGUCUCCAAGUUACACUUUAACUACUGCAUCUGAGGCUUGUCUUUCAGUGUGUGAGAGCUGGAAGGUGGAAGAACCAGCCAGCCUGCUUGGAAUACAAAUUCCUAUCGCAGCUGUAUCCAGGGGCCCUCCAGGCAUGUGUUAAAGCAAUAACUGGAUAGUGGUUUGUUUUCUCUUUCCCCUUCUCCUCAGGCAAGAGGAUGUUGCAGAUAUGGUGCAAUAGUUCAUUUUAGGAAGAUUCAGGACAUUUACGUCUGCAGCUCUGUGGUCUGCCAGUUUGCUCCUUGCAGGAGACUUUUCUAUAGGACUGCAGUGGGGAGAAAUGUAUUAUGCACAGUACUGCCAGUCUCUGCUGGAAACAGAUGUGUUGAUGUUAGCACAGCCCUGCAUUUAUUUCUUGCUGCCUUCUCAGUCCUGAGCUCCAUAGGAAGCCUUUAGCCCUCACCGAGCUUUUUAAGAAAACAUUUUUGAGAAAACAUCAUUUUAAAAGGAACAUGAGAAACAUGUUCCUUUCAAAAGCAAGGGCUGAGGUUCUCACCUAGUUGUGUAACGUUGCAAACUGAAGCUUUAAGGAGGAGGGAGAAAAAAUAAGCAGACAUUUUGGGGUUUGUGGCAGAGUGAGGAGGCUGAUGUUGGAGACACAGACCUGUAGGAGUGGACUCCAGCUGCCGUGUGGAUCCCAGGCAGGCAGCCUCUUGUUGCAGACAGGAUGACUGUGCUGGGGCUGCUACCCUGGCUGGUAGUCAGUCACCCCUGUGUGUUUGCAGGGUACAAGCUUUCCUGCAGAUGGCUCUCUUUACAUUGCUUUUUGCAUCCUCUGGUUUCAUGUGAGAUGCCAGCCGUUCUUUAAUUUGAUCUCAGGAGACUCUUGGUCAGUAAAUGGGAGAUGUGGUUUCCACCAUGCAGGAAAAGCAAUUCACCCUGCUUUCCUCAUGUGGCAUUGGGCUGGGUGCUGUGCCCUGACAGGGCAACAGUGUCUUUCAUGCUGUCCUUUUGUUUCAGGCCAGCAAAGAUGCUGCUGUAGAUGACUGAAGCACUUGUACCUCAUGUGCUAUGGCUCUACAUGGCGUCUGCAGAACCAGACCAUGCUAAUCUGGGCCCCAAACAGCAGAAGAGCAUUAAGCUGGAGUCAGGCACCCUUUCGGCAGACAGACCUGAGCCGUGCUGGGCCUGGUGCCUUGCUCAGCAGCAGGCGAAACCCAUCUGGAAUUUAGAGGAGAGAUAUGAGAGUGCUUUCCAGGAUCGCAUCCUGCUCUCCUCAGGGAUCCCUCUGCAGCAAUCCUGCCGCAUGUGCUCACCGUCACUAUGCCAUGCACAGCCCACUGAAGACAGCCUCCAAAGCCCUCUGGACACUGGCUCUGUCACAGGAAGGGUGAUGUCUUCCGUGCUGAUGGAGCCCUGCCUGCUGGCAGAGGAGUGCUCUGGAACUGGGGUCAAAGGCUCUGCCCUCAGCUCAGGUCAGCAGGCUGCCAGCUCCUCUAGACCAGUGCUCAGUAACAACUCCUUCCUACGGCCAAGCAGUGCUAAAGUGCCUUUUCUGCAGUCACUGAAGAUGAAAACGGUGGGAAACACCCAGAGUUUUCCUGCUGUUUCAUGGUCGCACUCUGGGGACAAUAGAGACAGCUUCCCUAACAGCCUAAUGAACAGAGCAGUGAUGAACAGCAGCGCUGUGUCAGAGCAAAACACAGUCCCCUCCCUUACCCCUGUGCCAAGCAGUGCGAUCCUCAGGAAAGAGCAGUGCUCCUUGGACGAUGCUAAAGGGAGACUUCACAGCUCAAAAGAGAAGGAACCAGAGAAGAGCCUCUUGAAGGCUGUGCAGCAGCUACCUAGUCAGGCUGUCACACACAGAGGCUUUGGGUGCCAAGUUGAAAGUUCUGGUCAUAUGAAUGUGGGCAGCCUGUCCAACCAGAACAGCAGGAGGAAGCAGCAUGCUGGAGUGCAGAUCAUCCAGAAAGAAACCAUGGCUCCCCUGAACUUGGAGCAGGGGAGCCAUCGCCUUACCAGUAACUCGAGCCUUACGGGCACCUGUGAUGCCGUUGCCUGCACUAAGCAGAUCAGUGACCGUCCCUUGGCCUCGCGUGUGGGUGCUCCCGACUGCAGCACCGGCUGCCGUCCCGAGGGCAUGCUGAACCCCCUGUGUGCAGGGGACCGCCUGGAAAGAACAGAGCCUCUGCACUUUGCUGCCAUCUCUGAAGUGGCAGCACAGGUGUCCACUAUCCAACUGGAGAAAGAGGAGAAACAGGCCCAUGCUGUUGUCCCAGGAAAGCUUAAUGCUACUACUGAGAAGUCACUGAUGGAACUGAGCCAUCCCCAGGAUGAAGCAGAGGAAGAACUUCCUGAUGGCCUGGACGAGAGCUGCAGUGAGGAAGAGUAUGAGGACAGUGACUUGGAUGCUUCCUCUGAUGCCGAUGUGUCGUCCAGUGGCUCUGUGACUCCUGGAUCCAGGAGUUGCAUCGAGUGCCUGGCCCAGCCUGCUGAGGCUCAAGACAAAGUGCUCAAACCAGCUCUUGUCUGCAGUUUAUUCCCUAAUGUGCCUCCAACUAUCUACUUCAGUACUCGGGAUGAGACAGUCGAAAAGCUGCCUUGGGAGCAGAGGAAGCUGCUGCGAUGGAAAAUGUGCAGAGUCACGCCUAACAUAGUGAAGCAAACGAUUGGCAGGUCCCACUUCCGAGUUAGCAAAAAAAGCAAUGACUGGCUGGGUUGCUGGGGCCACCACAUGAAAUCCCCUGGUUUCAAAGCUAUCAGGGAGCACCAAAAGCUAAACCACUUCCCUGGUUCAUUUCAAAUUGGAAGGAAGGACCGUCUGUGGCGCAACCUGGUGAAGAUGCAGGCUCGCUGUGGGAAAAAGGAAUUUAAUUUCUUCCCUCAAUCCUUCAUCCUGCCCCAAGACAUCAGAUUACUCAGGAAAGCAUGGGAGGAAGGAGCUAGCCGACAGAAAUGGAUUGUGAAACCACCAGCAUCAGCAAGAGGCAUUGGUAUCCAGGUCAUCCACAAAUGGAGCCAGCUCCCCAAAAGGAGACCACUGCUAGUACAGAGAUACCUGCACAAACCCUACCUCAUUGGCGGGAAGAAGUUUGACCUGAGGAUCUAUGUUUACGUCACUUGCUAUGAUCCCCUCAGGGUCUACCUGUUCAACGAUGGAUUGGUUCGCUUUGCUAGCUGCAAGUAUUCCUCCUCAAUGGAGAGCCUCAGCAACAAGUUCAUGCAUUUGACCAACUACAGUGUGAACAAGAAGAACACAGAGUACAAAUCCAACUCGGAUGAGACUGCUUGUCAGGGACACAAAUGGGCACUCAAAGCUCUCUGGAAUUACCUGACUCAGAAGGGAAUUAAUAGUGAGGCCAUCUGGGAGAAGAUAAAGGACAUCGUUAUCAAAACCAUCAUUGCUUCUGAGCCCUACGUGAACAGCCUGGUGAAGAUGUACGUGCGCCGGCCGUAUUGUUGCCAUGAGCUGUUUGGGUUUGAUAUCAUGCUGGAUGAAAACCUCAAGCCCUGGAUCUUAGAAGUCAACAUUUCCCCAAGCCUCCACUCCAACUCCCCACUGGAUGUGAACAUCAAGGGCCAGAUGAUUCGGGACCUCCUCAACCUAGCUGGCUUUGUUCUCCCCAGCAUGGACAAUAUGGCAUCAAGGACACAGACAAGAAGUGGCUCUACCUGCAGUGUGGGCAGUGCUUUGAAGGAGAAGCCCAAGCCAGCAUCUGAGCAUUUGAGAGCAGAGAAGAUGAAGAAGGCCUAUUACCUGAUGCAGAAGAUACCUGACCAAGAUUUUUAUUCUUCUGUCUUGGACAUCCUGACUCCUGAUGAUGUUCGCAUCCUGGUGGAGACAGAGGAUGAGUAUUCCCGACGCGGGCAGUUUGAGCGGGUGUUCCCCAGCCACAUCUCCAUGCGGUACCUGCGCUUCUUCGAGCAGCCUCGUUACUUUAACAUUCUGGUGACCCAGUGGGAGCUCAAAUACUACUUGAAUAGACACAAAGGUCUGGAGCUACUGAAGAACUGGUGUGUCAAAGGUUACCACACUGGGGCAGGGACAGAUUUGGCCCAGAUGUGGUCAUUGCCAAAGUCGUUCUUCCUCCAGAAGAGUAGCAUUCAAUCAAAUGGCUUCAGCAAACUGGAACUGGGCAGACUGGGCACAUGCCUCCCUUCAGCUGGUGAGGAUCUCACGAGAUGCCUGGAGCCCAGCCCUACUCAGAACUUACCUCUCAACAAGUGCACUGGUGGAGCCAACCAGACACCUGCUGGCUGCCUCUCUGACACUGCCCUGGUGAUGUGACCAAGCAGCCACUGUCCCUCCCUGGGGACACAUCAACCUACCUCAAAGGAAGAGACAGGAGCUGGCUCUGUAGAUCAACGACUGUGGGAGCCCCUUGCACUACACACUUGUUUUGGGGUUGGUUAUAGAGAUGGAUAUUUUCCUGGGCAAAGAGGAGACCUGUGUGACUUCAUUUCUAAAACAAGUGGCAAAGCCUGAGGAAGUGGGGGUUAUUUGGCCUUUGUCCUGGACUGUUCUUAAAGCCUGACAUAGUGGUUUCUUUCCUGCGUGGGAGCUGACUGAGCCUGCCCUUCUUGUCCCCAGUCAUCACAGGCUGAGCCCUUGCUUGCCUGUGUCUGUGUCCUGAGUUGCUGGCAGCUGAGUCUGCUCUUGUCCUGCUGCAGCCUGGCCCUUGGAGAUAAGUCCCCAGUCCUCACGCCUGGGAGGGAAAACUGCCCAGUUUUAUCCUUUCUGAUUGUGCCAGCAUCCUGCCCGCCCCCAGCAACAGGCCCUGCAGGACACCUCAGGGUUGCACAUGGCAGUUCAGGAGAGACCACAAGUACCAGUGUGGCUCCAGUUUGUUGUGGGGGUAAUAGGGCUGCUGGGGAGGGAGCAUCCUUCUCAAGGCCAUUGGCUCUCUGGUGUGCCCUGCAGCAUGUGUGCACGGACUGCAGCUAGUGCUCUUCUUCUGGGUCUGCUAUUUUCCCUUUGUUUCUCAAGGAUUUCUAUUAAACUUUAACACUCAACUGC